Erigeron canadensis is the source of this 1656-nucleotide messenger RNA. RefSeq lists its product as uncharacterized. The record is from RefSeq and is a predicted model, not a curated record. Bases 1 to 1656 code for a protein of 551 amino acids. Lineage: Eukaryota; Viridiplantae; Streptophyta; Magnoliopsida; Asterales; Asteraceae. The transcript has 6 exons.
AUGGAUCUAUCAAAAAAGAGUGUUCCCCCUUUCCCACCCAUACAUAUACAAUCUGGUAAAAAUACAACUCAAUGUGGAAGAAACCAAACAUUUUACACACUAUCGAUAACCAAAAACAGGAUCAUAGGUUGUGGUAAUUCAAAGGAUGCUAAUACUUUGAAUGCACUAUUAGAUGAUGCCCCAAUAAGUAUGCACAAAUGUACAAAUAUAAGAAGUAAUGGAAUGAUGCAAACUAAUUUUAUUGCACCUAAUGGAAGCUUGCAAAACUAUUGGGGAUUGAAAAUAACAGACAAUGAUUUUCAACCAAAUAUUGUUCAAACACAAGAAAUACAGGAUACAAAACCUGGACCAAGUAACACAUGUGCUCUUUCGCCUAAUAAGGGUGUCAGCAAUCGCCGAAGUAAACAACCUAUUCAGGUAAAUGACACAGAAGACCAUAGAACACAAUUCGGGCCAAAUGAUGUCUCAAAAGGUCAGGAGACACAAACCGGGCCAAACAAUGCUUCUGUACAAUCUGGACCAAGUAAUGUGCAUACUUCUUUUCCUAAAAAGGGUGUCAACACUCGCAAAAGAAAACACCCAAUUCAAGGUUUCCAUGUGUCGUAUCUUGAUCUAGGACCACCAACAUACUUAUGUACCAACUGUAAUGCAUUAAUGUGGUAUGAAGAGAGGUGUAAAAAUACCAAACUGGAUGGGUACCCUAAAUUUGCUUCACAGGAAGGAAAGAUUUUAUUGCCGAAAUUGCUAGAUGCUCCAGAACCAUUAAAAACACUGCUGGAUUAUGAACAACCUGGAUCAUCAAAAUUCAAAGAUGAUAUUAGGACUUAUAAUAGCAUGUUUUGUUUCACAUCUUUUGGGGCAAAAAUAGAUCAUUCUAUAAACCAAGGAAGAAAUUUAUACACAUUUAGAAUAAGCGGCCAAAAUUACCAUCGGAUAGGAUCUUUGUUACCUGUUGAAGGAGAACAACCAAGAUAUGCACAACUUUAUUUUUAUGAUACUGCAAAUGAAACCAGGAACCGGAUGUCCGCGUUCAUGUCCCGUGAUGGGACCACCCAAAGAGUAGACGAGGUAAUAGUAGCUCAGCUGAUUCAGAUGUUGGACAAUCACAGUUCUCUUUCCAGAGCCUUUCGUAUGGCACGAGAUUGGUGUGUGCAAAAUAAUAAUAACAACUGUGAGCUUCGUUUGUUAGGCCAGAGAACUGAUAUGAGACAAUAUAAUAAACCUACUGUUUCUGAAGUUGCGGUCUUGAUUACAAAUGAUUUUGGUGAGAAUAUAGAACCAAGGGAUAUUAUUGUUAGUCCAAAGAAUGGCGGUCUGAGGAGAAUCUCUGAAUUGCAUCAACUUUACAUGGCAUUACAAUACCCUCUAUUGUUCCCUUACGGAGAAACCGGGUAUCAUCCUGAGAUACCAUAUCAUAAAAACACAGGAAGGCGAAAAACAAAACGGAAUACUGUUACAAUGAGAGAAUUCUAUUGCUAUAGAAUUCAUUACAGGAGUAAUGAAGGAACUACAUUAUUCAGAGGAGGCCGGUUGUAUCAGCAGUACUUGGUUGAUUCAUAUACUGCAGUUCAUGAAGAACGACUGAGAUGGACCCGGAAUCAUCAACCAGAGUUGCGUGCAGAACUCUAUAACAAUAUAUGUGAUGCUGUCACAUAA